AUGGCAAACCAGGCUCCCUCAAAAGUUCAAGAACGCCUGUCGCAGGUUGAGGGCCACUUGAGUGGUGGUGGGCCGAGCAAGAAGGGCAAGUCAAGCGUGCUAGAGAAGCAUGCCGAUGAUAUCGUCGUAACCUGCGCGCUCCGAACGCCCUUUACCAAGGGUGGAAAGGGUGGCUUCAAAGACACCCAAGCUUCCGACCUUCUCCACGGCGCUUUCAAAGCUCUCAUCGAGCGCUCGGGCAUCGACCCCGCUCUCGUCGAAGAUAUCGCUGUCGGCACUGUUCUCGCUCCCGGUGGUGGCGCGACCGAAUUCCGCGCUGCUGCCCUCGCUGCCGGUUUCCCUGUUACAACGGCAGUCAAGAGCUUGAACAGACAAUGCUCUAGCGGCCUACAAGCAUGCGUUGACAUCGCGAACGCGAUCAAGAGCGGCAUGAUUGAAAUUGGCAUUGGCGCUGGUGCGGAGAGCAUGAGUACGCAAUAUGGACCACAAGCCGUCAGUGAAUUCAGCGAGCUGCUGGAGAGUCAUAAGGAGAGCGCGAACUGCAAAGUACCCAUGGGCGUACUAUCCGAAAAGAUGGCCAAAGCGAAGAAAAUUCCUCGAUCAGAACAGGACGCCUUCGCCGCAGCUUCGUUCCAAAAGGCCGUCGAAGCGCAGAAGCAGGGUCUCUUCGACGAAGAGAUCGCUCCUUUGACGGUGAAGUGGACGGACCCUAAAACCGAAGAGGUGAAGACAAUCACCGUGUCGAAGGACGACGGCGUCAGGCAGGGUAUCACCGCUGAGUCGUUAGGCAAAAUCCGCCCAGCUUUCUCAAAAGACGGUUCUAUCCAUGCCGGCAACGCAUCGCAAAUCUCCGACGGCGCUGCCGCAGUCCUCCUAAUGAAGCGCAGCACUGCGCAGCGCCUUGGUCAAAAGAUCAUCGGCAAGUACGUCCAGGCGUCCAUUGUUGGUGUACCGCCUCUACUCAUGGGUGUUGGACCUGCGGCUGCUAUCCCAGUCGUCCUUGAGAAGACUGGACUGAACAAAGACGAGGUGGAUAUCUAUGAGAUCAACGAAGCCUUUGCCAGCCAGUGCCUCUACUGCAUCAAUGAUUUGGGUCUGGAUACCAAGAAGAUCAACCCCAAGGGUGGCGCUAUUGCCUUUGGACAUCCGCUCGGCGUGACUGGCGCACGGCAAGUAAGCACGUUGCUUACGGAGCUGAAGAGGACGAAGCAGCAGAUUGGUUUGACGUCCAUGUGCAUUGGCACCGGAAUGGGCAUGGCUGCUGUUUGGGUUGCCGAGUAG
Molecule: messenger RNA, 1281 nt
Organism: Cucurbitaria berberidis CBS 394.84
Lineage: Eukaryota; Fungi; Ascomycota; Dothideomycetes; Pleosporales; Cucurbitariaceae
Product: 3-ketoacyl-CoA thiolase-like protein
Exons: 3
Coding region: 1-1281 (426 amino acids)
Biological process (GO): phenylacetate catabolic process; fatty acid beta-oxidation
Cellular component (GO): peroxisome
Molecular function (GO): acetyl-CoA C-acyltransferase activity
Source: RefSeq, a predicted model, not a curated record